Messenger RNA from Saccostrea echinata, 2820 nucleotides. Its product is annotated as matrix metalloproteinase-24-like. Gene Ontology annotation, molecular function: metalloendopeptidase activity; zinc ion binding. Gene Ontology annotation, biological process: proteolysis; extracellular matrix organization; collagen catabolic process. The coding region runs from base 239 to 1954 and encodes 571 amino acids. The record is from RefSeq and is a predicted model, not a curated record. Lineage: Eukaryota; Metazoa; Mollusca; Bivalvia; Ostreida; Ostreidae. The transcript is spliced from 10 exons. Gene Ontology annotation, cellular component: extracellular matrix.
CCUCCAUUAUUUAACUACAUGCGGUGUAGGCGACUGACUCAGCACUGUACACCCUAGGGCCAUCGUCCAAAAGCAGAAAAACAGCCGGAUAUCUAUUGGACAUCUCAGUCGUUAUUUUUAUCCGUAAAGAAAAAUUUGAAAAGACUAUAUAGCGUUCUUUUAUUUUUAAACAAAAAAUUAUCUGUUGUGUCUGCUCAAAUUACCAGUAUAUACCUGUCGUCUGGUUUGUGACAGCUAAAUGGCGGACAUUGGUGAACCCUGCAGACGAUGUGUUUCUAUUCGCAAAAGGCCGAUAUUUGUGGCAAUAAUUGGAAUUUUGUACUUGACUUUUUUGGUGGGGUUGACCACUGCUACCCAGGAAGUCCAGCAGCUCUCAGAGGGCGCAAACUAUUUAAUGAAGUAUGGGUAUAUAUCUGCUGACGACGAGCGCUCUGGGUCGCUCCGAUCCCCCGACUCCAUCAAACAAGCAGUGCGACAGUUCCAGAGGUUUGCAGGACUUCCUAUCACGGGGAUCCUGGACAAGGCAACAGUUGACAUGAUGGGUAAGCCUCGUUGUGGUGUCAAGGACAAUGUCGGAAAUGCAAACAAAGCGCGCAGGCGCCGCUAUGCUUUACAUGGAAGUAAAUGGUCAGAGAAAGAUCUCACGUUCCGGAUUUCUAAAUACAGUGACAAAAUGUCAAAAGAGGAAGUGGAUAAAGAACUUCAACGCGCAUUUGACGAAUGGGGCAAAGUCACGCCCUUGACAUUUACCAAGGUAACAGGGAAAGCUGACAUUGAUGUAAGAUUUGAAAAAAGAUGGCAUGGAGACAAUAACCCUUUUGAUGGAAGGGGUCAAACUUUGGCGCAUGCGUAUUUCCCGCGGUAUGGUGGUGACGCCCACUUUGAUGAUGAUGAGAGGUGGACAAUUAAUAUUCGUAGUGGUGUGAAUUUCUUUCAAGUAGCUGUUCAUGAAAUCGGCCACUCGUUAGGCCUGGCUCACUCCGAUGACUACAGGGCUUUAAUGGCCCCCUUCUAUAAGGGCUACACACAGGAAUUCCGCCUGGACAGUGAUGACGUGGAGGCAAUACAGACCCUGUAUGGAACACCUGCAUCAAGACGAAAACCCAAACCUAAGCCCACUAAACAGGUCAUUGUACCAAAACCAACUAAGGCAACGGUGACGAAAAUCCCGGAGAUCUGUAGGGACCCAUCUAUUGACGCUAUUACCCGGACGAAAGACGGCAAUACAUACGUAUUCAAAGGGAAUUACCACUACAGACUGAAUGGUGCCGGUAUAGAUAAGGGUUAUCCACGACCCAUAUCCUGGGACUGGAAGGGCGUGGACGGACCAGUUGAUGCCGUACUUACCUGGGAAAAUGGAUUUACCUACAUAUUCAAGGGUACUAAAUACUGGAAAUUCUUCAAUAGAAGACGCAUUUAUGGACCAAAUAAGAUAAAAGACGGUUUUAGAGGUGUCCCCGAUAACGUGGAAGCAGCUAUGGUUUGGGGAGGGAACGGCAAAACGUAUUUUUUCAAAGGAGGUCAAUACUGGCGUUAUUCUGGUCGGAAGGUUGACUUCGGAUACCCCAGACCAACAACCCACUGGAGAGGACUUCCCAAAAAAGUCACAGCGGCAUUCAGAUGGAAAAAUGGAAGGACCUACUUCUUUAGCGACAGAAAAUAUUAUCGCUUCAAUGAUCAACUGUUUAUGACGGAUACGUCUUAUCCAAGAGAAGUAGCAACAUGGUGGCUGGGCUGUCCAGACCAAGGUACUAACGCAAACAUCAAAGAUCCGUACGUCAGACUAGAGACCAAUCGUCCGGACGAACAAUGGAUCAUUAUAGACGACACAAAUGUCAGUCCUCCCCAGCCACAAACCAAUCAGUCAGGCCGUCUGUUUGAUCCCCUAUCCCCAGUCUAUUCCAUUAUCUUGUGUUUUGUACUCUUCCAUUUAAAUCGGUGGCGAUUUCCUUGAUGAAGAGCACAGAAUAGUGGGGCUUUUUUACGAGCUGAAAAACGUAACGUGAGACUCCGUAAAAGACAAAGGGAACGAAAGUUGCUCUGCUCUGAGAGAUGGGUUCGUCCGGGCUGGGAGACGACUGAGGAGUGAGACUGUUACAUUCCCUUGGAACUUUUCCUCGGAAAAGUCUACAGGCAUCUUUUUCCGUCCGUGCCACGCUGUGAUAUACCAUUGUACAGUGCUGAAAACUGGCACUUUUAUUAACGUUAUUUAUGAUAUGUAAAUGAAGUGCUAUUCCAGACUGUGCAAUUAAACAUACACAAUCUAUGAUAAUUAAAGGUUAUAAACUUCGUUAAUAAUUCACUGAUUAAUUUAUCAUUCCAUGAUAAUGAAUCCAAUGGAAAGAAUUAUAACAAAUAUACUGUAAGAGACAUGAAUGUUUUGCAAUUGAUGAAUGUGUAUUGUUUUGCUGUUGCAUGUACUUCUGUAACGUGAAUAUAUGUAAUGUAUGUUUGUAAAAAUUAGUACUUGAAUUUUAUUCUUUGCAUCAUAAUCAUAAAUGUGAUCUAGUCAGCCACGAGAAUUGAAGCAUGAUUUUCAAUUUCUAUAUACUAUUACUGCAGUGACCUCUUACAGUUAAGUACCGCUUUUCGCAAUAUAUCAACAUCUUCGCUCUGUUGGUUAUUUAUUUAAAUACAAGUUGAGAAUUUCCUGCCUGGUAAAAAUCGGCUGUUAAUCAAGGAUUCAGUUCACUUUGCUUUGUAUUUAUAAUUUAUAUCAAUAUUCUUUUAUAUAUGUAUAUAUUGAUGUUCACGUUAAGAAAAUUUUGCAUAGGAAAAUCUUUUUUAUACAUGAAUAUAAUAAAUUCUUGAACAAAUGAA